AUAUAUAUAUAUAUAUAUAUAUAUAUAUACUAUUAUAAUGUACUUUGUACACUAUGUGUUUAUGACACUCCCAAAGAGCUGUUUUUUUUUUAAGUUAAUCAUGACAACACACCACACAUGAUGUCACCGCCAUGUAGUGCAGUUUUACAUUUAAGAAUUGUGCUACAGGAACCCUGUUUUUGUCAUUAAGAAAGAAAAACUUAAACAUAUGCAUUUCAAAUAUAAUUGAAAUGUUUGUGUUAGGAUAAUGUGCCUCCUGAGAAUACUGGUACUACAUGUGUAUGCAUUUUUCUAAACACUAUUUAUAUCUUUAUGCUGCUUGAACAAUUUUGUCUGCUUAUAGCGAUCAUAUGCUGCCAUCUGGUGGUGUUUUGUAUACAAUAAAUAAAUUAGCUUUAAUUUUAUAUGCUACAUUUUAAAAAAUAUAUACAAGUGAAUGAAGUGCAAGACCAAAGCUAUUUACUCAGGCUUGGAUACUGCCACAGUGUUUCCAGUGUAGUUUCAGGCACAGAAAUAUCACAUAUUUUAAAGCAUAAACUGUUUUUGCCAUUGUUUGAGGAAUAAAUUGUGAGUGACAACUCUUUCAAAAGGCUCAGUAUAGUGGAUUUCACGUCUGAUAAAGCCGUACAAAGAUGCGGGAUGAGAGUUUUAUUCCUCUUUUUGAAAACGUAUCUCUGUUCAGUUGUCAUAAGAUUCUUGUUAGGCUUCCUCCCAUCCCACUCAUCCCACACAUCACUGUUCACACCAGAAGCGGAACAGACAGGCCCUUUGAGCAAAGGAGGGCCCAGAGCAGUAGAUUAUGCCCUCCCCCACUAGUUUUUAUUCAGCACCUGCCUCUAUACCCCUAACCCCUUUCUCAUUAUUAUACCCAUCUCUGUCCCAUGGUGCUUUGGGAGCUCAGCCACAUUGGUUCAUCUCCAAAAUUACCUCUUUCUUGGUAUGCUUGCAUAAGAUCCGGUUUGGUGACUGUGUGACUGUGUUUUGGGUCAGGGCAUUGGCUCUCAUACCAAAUCGUUGCUGUGGUUCAGGUGUACUUUUACAUGCCUCAUUACACUAAAUCAAAAGAAAAGAGUUAUAGAAGGGAGUGUGAGGGCAGCAGGGGCUCAGCUUUGGCUGUUACCCACCUUGUAUAAUAUUGAUGGAAAGCGCUGCUGAACAAAAGGGAUAAGAUCAGUUUAUCUCUGCUGCUGCCAUGGUUAAAAUAGUUGUCUGAAAGAUGCAAUUGUAAUUUACUAUAACACUAAAAUAAGGAAUAGCCUAAUGAUGACCUAUUUAACCCUCACGCUCUCCUCGGGGUCACAUUGACUGGAAGAAUUUUUUUUUCCUUCCCGCUCUCUUGGGGCGGGUCAAUCAGACCCAAAAAUGUAUUUGAAAAUAAAUUUUCAAAGAGAGCGGGAAGGGAAAAUGUGACCCCAAGGAGAGCGUGAGGGUUAAACAAAUUAAGUGUUUAGCUCUAACCUUUUCCCUUUUUGCGCAAAUCAAAUUAUAUGAAAUGUAAACUCGCUUUGCAUGUGUCUUCACGGCACCCAGUCUCAGUUUACUUCCUUUGUUGCAGUGAUGCUGGAGAGACAAGGGAUUAUUCUGGAUUAUCUGAUCUGAAUAUACAGAUUACCUCUACUUAAUGUGUAAUAUAAUAAUUUUAUUGUAAAUGGGACUGAGUUUAUUAUUUUUGUUCAAAUAAACAUUGCAAUUUACAUUACACUUAAAAGACUGUUUCAUUCAUACCGUUGCAUAGCCUAUUAUCAGAUAAGACAUGCUGUUAUUAUUAACGGGUUAAAUGAUCAACCGCAUUUCAACUCAGGUAGGUUUAUACAUUUUCCUGAUUUAUGUGAAUGAUUUGAGUUUAAUAAAUUGCGGUUCUUCAGCCAUUAAUGUGAAUGAGCCCCUCUGAAACAGCCUACACCAUCCAGCUGUAUUACAGCCAAGAUUAUAACCACAGCUCUAUCUCAUCGGGGAAGGCGUGUCACUCCCUGAAUUACUCAGCGCCCCUUUGUCCUCGGUGGAUGCCCAGCCCGCGACACUCAUGGCGGCAGCACCCGUCAAACAGCGCUCCGGGCCAGGAGGACCCCGGGCGCAGCUCCCGCCCUGCUAUUAUGAAGGCUACCUAGAGAAGCGUGGACCGAAAGAAAAGGCGUCCAAGCGUCUGUGGACCUGCCUGUGUGGAAACACUCUGUAUUUCUUCAAUAAUGCCAAGGACACUCAUUAUGUAGAGAAGUUGGACCUUGGUGGAUUUGUGUCUCUGAAGGAUGACUGCGGCCGUGACAGGAACCUGGAGGCAGCUCGUCUUAUCCUGAGGAUGAAGGAUGGGGAGACCAAACUUACGGCCCCCAAUUUGGAAUCCAGAGAGCUUUGGAAAGGAUUCCUUUACUCUGUUAUAGAUUUGAAUGUACCAUCUUGUCUAACAUUGCUACCUGGUCAGCUGCAAAUGCUUAAAGAAGUUGUGGAGAAAGAAAGAUCCAGACGUAGAACUCGUACCCCAACACGAGCUCCUCCAUCUCCCCUCUCAGUGCCUUUAGUUGGAGAGAUCCCAGCGUGCUUUCGACCAGUUUCGCGAACAGAGGCAGAAGUGCUUUUGGAAAGACACCCUGAUUGUGGUAACAUGUUAUUGCGUCCAGGCAGAGAUGGGUGCUCACUGGCUGUUACAACACGCCAAGACCUUAAUGGGUCCGUCUUCAGACAUUAUCGAGUGACUCAGAGAGAUCAAGGUGGAUAUGUCAUUGAUGUAGAAAAUCCAAUUCCAUGUGCUACUCUACAUGAAGUCAUUGAUGCACUGGUUGAGAAAACUGCUGGAACACUGCAACCUUUCUUACUUGAAGAGCCUUAUGAAGAAAAUAUCACAUAUGUCACAGCCAAUGAUGAGAAUGGAGAGCACAUGCUUCACACAGCUCCUACUAGUCCUCUGCCGAGGGCUCCUGCUCUCCCUCCAAAACAAGAUCGUUGGUGUACAAGCCCCCUGUCUCGAUCUCCUGCUCCAGACCGACGAAUCCUGACAACACCUGUGCCAUCUUCUCCCACCAACCCAAUGAGACGACUUGUUCUCUCUCCUUCCCCUCUCACUCAGUCACUCAAUGAGGAGCUAAAAAUUAAGCUAGAGAAAAGACGAGCCAGUCAAGACUGAUGUACUAAAAUGUGCCAUUCAGCAUUAAUCCUUCUUGGACAUCAAGAUUGUUCAGAUCCGUGUUGAACAUCUGUUUUCAUGUGGAUUGCUUGGAAUGUGAUUUUUUUUCAUUCAUGUUCCACUUACAUUGUGAACUCAAGUAAAAUGGUCAACAUUUUGGUUUGUCUAAAAGCAAGAAGUGCUGCUACUUUUGCAAAAAUCUUUGCAACAACCUCUUUUGCAAACUUAUCGGAGUCCAAGAAACUGACAAAUGGAGGACCACACGUGAACCACCGAUGGAGCCUUUUUGUCAACUGAACUGAUUGUCAACUGAAAUGAUGGAUUUAUCUUGUAGCCUACAUGACAAACAUUUUAAAGUCCCACCAGUAACGUGCAAAGAGUUUGCCUUUUCAGUCUCAUUGCAUUAUUUGUUUGUUACCACUCUACACAAAGUGUUAAUAACUUGUUUACAGCUCCAUGCCACUAUAAGUGCUUCUUUCUUAGGAUUUUCUUUUCUGUAUUACCACCUUAUGGUGCUACGAUGACCAGUCCUCACAACCAGCAACUUUAUGAGUCAUUGUGCUGAAUGUGGCAGCGCCCUCCAGUGGGUUACUGUGGUAAAAUCUGAUUUAUAGCUGAAUGAUAUUAAGUUUAAUAGCACACAUGGUGGGCUGCUGAACACAAAAGAACAAUGUAGCCCACUGUUUCAUGUUUACACGGAUUUCCAUUAUAUCAUUGCAGAAUCAAUAUGGGAUGGCUAUCUUUUUUAUAUCAAGGGGCAGCUUUUAUUUAGCCUAACACUUGCAGGCUAACAAAAUCUGUUUAUGCAUUCUGCAUCAUGGUCAACUUGAGUGAUAAAUAAUAGAUGCUGUGAUCAUGUAUCUUUGUAUUUUUAUGAGGAACUAUUGUAUGUUUAAAUUCGUGAUUUUAAAUCACCAUAUAAAGACUGGGGGAUUUAUAAAGAAUGGGGCAUUUCAUUUUUGCAUGUACCCUAUCCGACUGGCCUCACCUAUUGCAAUGUUUUGGCUAUAGCCAUGCAAUGAUUUUUGAUUACUCUAUUUAUUUAUGUAUUAUACACUUUUUGUAUUUAUUUAUUCUUUUUAUAUCUCUAUGACUCCUUGGCUUCUAGUUCAAAUAAAUACACCGCUCACUU
Messenger RNA from Boleophthalmus pectinirostris (great blue-spotted mudskipper), 4250 nucleotides. RefSeq names its product signal transducing adaptor family member 2a (gene stap2a). The record is from RefSeq and is a predicted model, not a curated record. The transcript is spliced from 11 exons. NCBI's taxonomy places the organism in Eukaryota, Metazoa, Chordata, Actinopteri, Gobiiformes, Gobiidae. Gene Ontology annotation, molecular function: signaling adaptor activity. Bases 2024 to 3118 code for a protein of 364 amino acids.